Manis javanica (Malayan pangolin) is the source of this 1632-nucleotide messenger RNA. RefSeq names its product SET and MYND domain containing 3 (gene SMYD3). Gene Ontology annotation, cellular component: nucleus. Gene Ontology annotation, molecular function: protein binding; histone H4 methyltransferase activity. Lineage: Eukaryota; Metazoa; Chordata; Mammalia; Pholidota; Manidae. The record is from RefSeq and is a predicted model, not a curated record.
CCAUCUGGGCAUGCUCAGAGCUCCGCCGCCUGCCCGUACCCUCAGCUACGUGUGCGCGCAGGGGGCCGGUGCGCUACUGCCGCCCGGGAGACGCGAAUUGCGUACGCUUCGGACGCGUUGGGAGCGGUGCUGCAGGGCGAUGGAGCAGUUGAAGGUGGAGAAGUUCCGUACUGCCGACCGGGGGAACGGGCUGCGCGCCGUGGUUCCGCUGCGCCCGGGAGAGCUGCUGUUCCGCUCAGACCCCUUGGCGUACACGGUGUGCAAGGGCAGUCGCGCAGUCGUCUGCGACCGCUGCCUCCUCGGGAAGGAAAAACUGAUGAGGUGUUCUCAAUGCCGAGUGGCCAAGUACUGUAGUGCUAAGUGUCAGAAAAAAGCAUGGCAAGACCACAAGCGGGAAUGCAAAUGCCUUAAAAGCUGCAAACCUAGAUAUCCUCCAGAUUCCGUCCGACUUCUUGGCAGAGUUGUUUUCAAACUUAUGGAAGAAACACCCUCUGAAUCGGAGAAACUUUACUCAUUUUAUGAUCUAGAGUCAAAUAUUAACAAACUUACUGAAGAUAAGAAAGAGGGCCUCAGGCAACUUGUAAUGACAUUUCAACAUUUCAUGAAAGAAGAAAUACAGGAUGCCUCUCAGCUGCCACCAUCUUUUAACAUUUUUGAAGCCUUUGCAAAAGUGAUCUGCAACACUUUCACCAUUUGCAAUGCAGAGACGCAGGAAGUUGGUGUUGGCUUGUAUCCUAGUGUGUCUUUGCUCAACCACAGCUGUGACCCCAACUGCUCGAUUGUGUUCAAUGGUCCUCACCUCCUGCUGCGUGCGGUCCGUGACAUUGAGGCGGGAGAGGAGCUCACCAUCUGCUACCUGGACAUACUGAUGACCAGUGUGGAACGUCAGAAGCAGCUGAGGGACCAGUACUGCUUUGAAUGCGACUGUGGCCGGUGUCAAACCCAGGACAAGGAUGCUGAUAUGCUAGCUGGUGAUGAGCAAGUAUGGAAGGAAGUUCAAGAAUCCCUGAAAAAAAUUGAAGAAUUGAAGGCACAAUGGAAGUGGGAAGAGGUUCUGGCCAUGUGCCAAACGAUUAUAAGCAGCAACUCUGAACGGCUUCCUGACAUCAACAUCUACCAGCUGAAGGUCCUGGACUGCGCCAUGGAUGCCUGCAUCAACCUUGGUCUGUUGGAGGAGGCCUUGUUCUACGGCAUUCGGACCAUGGAGCCCUACAGGAUGUUUUUCCCAGGCAGCCAUCCUGUCAGAGGUGUGCAGGUAAUGAAGAUUGGCAAACUGCAGUUACAUCAAGGCAUGUUCCCCCAGGCGAUGAAGAACCUGAGGCUGGCUUUUGAUAUCAUGAGAGUGACACAUGGCAGAGAGCACAGCCUGACUGAAGAUUUGAUUCUUCUCCUAGAAGAAUGUGACGCGAACAUAAGAGCAUCCUAAAGGAGCCCAGUCAGGGGGAGAGAUGGCCUACACCUGUGCCGGCUGCCUUACUGAGGUCAAACACUGUAUACUUUGCUGUGUGAACCUCCUCUGCUGGAGAUGCUAUUAUGUGUUUACAUAGGGAAAUACAGACAGAUAUGUGGUUUUCAGUCUGCAAGUAUCAUUAGCUGUAGCAAAACACGAUUAUAAUAAAUAUAAAAAAUUUC